This is a messenger RNA of Enterobius vermicularis (human pinworm), 2097 nucleotides long. Lineage: Eukaryota; Metazoa; Nematoda; Chromadorea; Rhabditida; Oxyuridae. The record is from the annotation of a GenBank genome assembly.
AUGAAUGUUAUGCGGGCUCUCUUUGUUGCCGAAAAGAAUGAUGCAGCUAAAGGGAUCGCAGCGAUUUUGUCGAGAGGUACUGCCAUUCGUCGUGAAUCUCACUCGAGAUGGAACAAAAUCUAUCAGUUCAACCGAGGAUGUACUAUUGUUUUAACUAGCGUUGCGGGACAUUUAUUACAACAUAAAUUUCCUGAAACUCAUAAGAAUUGGGUUAAAACGCCGAUGAAAACAUUGUUUGAUGUGCCUUUAGAAAAAUCAGUUAUUCCUGGCAUGGAAAGUAUCAGGCGAACUUUGUACGAAGAGACGAGGCAAUGUGAGGUAUUGGUCAUAUGGACCGACUGCGACCGGGAAGGCGAAGAUAUAGGUGCCGAAAUUGUUAGUGUUUGCCAGGAAGUUAAACCUAACAUAGAUGUUUUUCGAGCCCGCUUCUCUGAAAUAACACAAAGCGCUAUAUGGCGUGCUGUCAACACACUUUCUCGCUUGGAUCAACGUUUGGUUGAUGCCGUUGAGUGUAGAUCAGAGCUUGAUCUUCGCAUUGGAGCCGCUUUUAGUCGACUGCAGACUCUACACUUAAGGUUCUCUUUAAAAGAGGAGAAUUUUGCACCAAUCUUUCAAGAGCACAACGAAGUUGUGAGCUAUGGUUCUUGUCAAUUUCCAACCCUCGGAUUUGUCGUUGAAAGAUAUAAAGCAAUAAAAGAUUUUAUAGAGGAAGAUUUUUGGAAAUUAGAAGUUACUCAUAGAAGAGAUGAAGCCAAUGUUGAAUUUUCUUGGUGUCGGGGGAGACUGUUUGAUAAAAAUGUAGUUUUCCUCGAUAUUUGCGAAGAAGCUUCUGAAGCUCGAAUCAAAUCUGUUACUAGCAAACCAAAAAGCAAGUGGCGUCCUGUUGCGUUGGAUACCAUUGAAUUAGAGAAAUUGUCUGUAAAAAAGCUACGAAUUAGUGCGAAAGAUGCUAUGGCAGUUGCUGAAAAAUUAUAUACAAAGGGCUAUAUAUCAUACCCUCGGACUGAAACCAACAAGUUUCCCUCAGAACUGAAUUUGGAACCUUUUGUCGAACAGCAAAUAGCUAAUGCAGAAUGGGGUGAAUUUGCGCAAGAACUCGCAAAUGUGGGGCUGAACCCGAGGAAUGGAACCAAAACAGAUGAAGCUCAUCCUCCUAUUCAUCCUCUUAAAUUUGCAUCACAUAACAACCUUAUUGGACUGGACUGGGCUAUCUAUGAAUUGGUCGUCCGGCAUUUUCUCGCUUGCUUAUCUCAUGACGCUCGAGGGCGAGAAACAACUGCUGUUCUUACCCUUGGGGAAGAAGAGUUUUCCGCCUCUGGAUUAGUUGUAGAAGAUCUUGGCUACCUUAAAGUGUAUAAAUAUGAUAAAUGGAGUGAUAGAGUCUUACCGGUCUACAGAGAAAACGAAAUUUUGCAUGAUUACAGUGUUAACAUAAAGGAGGGACGUACUCAGCCUCCUUUACUGCUAAACGAAGCGGACCUUAUUGCUUUAAUGGACAAGUAUGGGAUUGGCACUGAUGCAACUCACGCAGAACAUAUCGAAAAAAUUAAAACGCGUCAGUAUGCUACGUUAAACAAAGAAAAUCGCUUUGUGCCAGGAUAUCUAGGUUUAGCCUUAGUAGAGGGUUAUGACAAUAUGGGUUUCGCAAUGAGUAAACCUCACUUACGUGCAGAUUUGGAAUCGCAACUGAAACUUAUUUGUCGUGGUGAAAGAAGUCGAGACCAGGUUUUGCGGGAGCAGAUCUCUAAAUAUAGACGCAUAUUUGAACUGACAGAAGAUAAAAUUGUGAUGAUUUCUAACGCUUUUCGACAAUAUUUGAACAUGCGAGAACAAGAACUGUUGAAUGCAUCUGGAGAUUCAAGAAAUACUUCUAGUACGAGUAGCCGUAGAAAUGGUUCGUUGCCGUCUGGAGGAAUUCAGAAAACUAGGGCACCUAGGAAAAAAUCGUUAGGGAAAGGGGCAGACGGUGGAAGUGCAGUGCCCGCAAUUGAACCUCAGGUGGCAGAGCAAGCUUCAACGAACACCAGUGACAUCGAUCUCUUAGAAAGUAAAACGAAUUUAGUCAUUUAUUUGUAUUUUUGCUUCGGCAACUUUUAG